This is a messenger RNA of Penicillium soppii, 1686 nucleotides long. Its product is annotated as putative tannase. Lineage: Eukaryota; Fungi; Ascomycota; Eurotiomycetes; Eurotiales; Aspergillaceae. The transcript has a single exon. The coding region runs from base 1 to 1686 and encodes 561 amino acids. The record is from RefSeq and is a predicted model, not a curated record.
AUGUCUGUACCGUUGCUAAUGUGCGGUCUGCCCUCCCUUUCUAAUGGCACUCUCCUGGGUAUCAACAUGAUCCCUUCUGCGGUGACCGCUGCAGCAGUCUACAAUGCCAGUUCUGGUGGAAUGGGUAGCACUAGCACUGCGACCUACACCUACUGCAAUGUGACCGUCACCUACGAGCACACUGGCAAGGGAGACUCCGUUGUCAUCAAGUACGCUUUCCCCAAGCCCUCUGACUUCAAGAAGCGCUUCUAUGUCGCCGGCGGUGGUGGUUUCUCUCUGUCCAGCGAUGCAACCGGUGGUCUCGAGUACGGUGCUGUCAGUGGUGCCACCAGUGCAGGCUACGAUGCCUUUGACACCAGCUACGACGAAGUCGCUCUCUACGGAAACGGAACUAUCAACUGGGAUGCCACCUACAUGUUCGGAUAUCAGGCUCUGGGCGAGAUGACAAAGCUCGGAAAGGUGCUCACCCGUGGCUUCUACGGCAUGUCUUCCUCUGCCAAGGUCUACACCUACUACGAGGGCUGCUCCGACGGUGGCCGCGAGGGCAUGAGCCAGGUCCAGCGCUACGGUGAGGAGUACGACGGUGCGAUCACUGGUGCCCCGGCCUUCCGCUUCGGUCAACAGCAAGUCCACCACGUUUUCCCCGCCACCGUCGAACAGACUAUGGACUACUACCCACCCCCAUGCGAGCUGGCCAAGAUUGUCAACGCGACCAUUGCUGCCUGCGAUCCCCUCGACGGACGCACCGACGGCGUCAUCUCUCGUACCGACCUCUGCAAGCUCCACUUCAACCUGACCUCCAUCAUCGGCGAGAAAUACUACUGCGCCGCAGAGACAAGCACCUCCCUCGGAUUCGGCUUCAGCAAGCGUGCCGAAGGCAGCAGCACCUCCUACCAGCCCGCCCAGAGUGGCAAGGUCACCGCCCAGGGCGUGAAGGUCGCCCAAGCUAUCUACGACGGCCUACACAACUCCAAGGGCGAGCGUGCCUACCUCUCUUGGCAGAUCGGUUCCGAGCUCAGCGACGGUGACACCCAGUGGAACAACGCAACCAGCAAGUGGGAGCUCGACAUCCCCUCCACCGGCGGCGAGUACGUGACCAAGUUCGUCCAGCUCCUCGACCUCGACAAUCUCUCCGACCUUAACAACGUCACCUACGACACCCUUGUCGACUGGAUGAACACCGGCAUGGUCCGAUACAUGGAUAGCCUGCAGACCACCCUGCCAGACCUGACCCCGUUUCAAUCUUCCGGUGGUAAACUCCUACACUACCACGGCGAGUCGGAUCCCAGCAUCCCCACCGCUUCCUCUGUGCACUACUGGCAGUCCGUCCGCUCGAUUAUGUACCCGCAUCUGUCCUCGGAGAAGAGUCUCAAGAAACUGGCCGAGUGGUACCAGUUCUACCUGAUUCCCGGCGCGGCACACUGUGGAACCAACACCCUCCAGCCUGGCCCGUACCCGGAGGACAACAUGCAGACCAUGAUCAACUGGGUUGAGAAGGGUGUUCAGCCUUCUCGUCUCAAUGCUACUGUUUCCUCUGGUAAUUAUAAGGGCGAGACGCAGAUGCUUUGCCAGUGGCCUACUCGUCCGCUCUGGAAGAGCAACAGCACCUUCGACUGUGUCAACGACAAGGCUUCCAUUGACAGCUGGACUUACACUUUCCCUGCUUUCAAGGUGCCUGUUUACUAG